CGCCCGAGACGAGCCCGAGCCGGAGGACGAGGCCCGCAGCAGCGAGCGCCAUGGCGGAGCAGACCUACUCGUGGGCCUAUUCCCUGGUGGAUUCCAGUCAAGUGUCAACGUUUCUGAUUUCUAUUCUCCUCAUCGUCUAUGGCAGCUUCAGGUCCCUCAAUAUGGACUUUGAGAAUCAAGAUAAGGAAAAAGACAGCAACAGUUCAUCGGGGUCCUUCAAUGGCAAUAGCACCAAUAAUAGUAUCCAAACUAUUGACUCCACCCAAGCACUGUUCCUUCCCAUCGGAGCAUCUGUCUCCCUUCUAGUCAUGUUUUUCUUCUUUGAUUCUGUUCAAGUAGUCUUUACAAUAUGUACAGCAGUUCUUGCAACGAUAGCUUUUGCUUUUCUUCUUCUCCCGAUGUGCCAGUAUUUAACACGACCCUGUUCGCCGCAGAACAAAAUUUCCUUUGGCUGCUGUGGACGUUUUACUGCUGCGGAACUGCUCUCCUUUUCCCUUUCUGUCAUGCUUGUCCUCAUCUGGGUUCUGACUGGCCAUUGGCUCCUCAUGGACGCUCUGGCCAUGGGCCUGUGUGUGGCUAUGAUUGCCUUCGUCCGCCUGCCAAGCCUCAAGGUCUCCUGUUUGCUCCUUUCGGGCCUUCUCAUCUAUGAUGUCUUCUGGGUCUUUUUCUCUGCCUACAUCUUUAAUAGCAACGUCAUGGUCAAGGUGGCCACCCAGCCAGCAGACAACCCCCUGGAUGUCCUCUCCCGGAAGCUUCACCUGGGACCAAACGUGGGCCGAGACGUUCCUCGAUUGUCUCUUCCUGGAAAACUAGUCUUUCCGAGCUCCACAGGCAGCCACUUCUCCAUGCUGGGGAUUGGCGACAUCGUGAUGCCAGGCCUCCUCCUGUGCUUUGUGCUCCGCUACGAUAACUAUAAGAAGCAAGCCAGUGGUGACUCCUGUGGGGCACCGGGGCCGGGGAACAUCUCAGGCCGCAUGCAGAAGGUCUCCUACUUCCACUGCACUCUCAUCGGAUACUUUGUAGGCCUGCUGACCGCGACGGUGGCAUCUCGGAUCCACCGGGCUGCUCAGCCGGCCCUCCUCUACUUGGUACCGUUCACCUUGCUGCCGCUCCUCACGAUGGCCUACUUAAAGGGUGACCUGCGCCGCAUGUGGUCUGAACCUUUCCACUCCAAGGCCAGCAGCUCACGGUUCCUGGAAGUAUGAUGGGUCAGCCGGAAAGUGACCAGACCCUGCUGCGGUCCUUCUCCCUUGACUCAUUGGUGGUUUUGUCCCCUCCCAGAGUGGUUCUGGCCCUCAGAGGUCGCGGCCUGGGGUGCCGGUCUGACCUGACUUUGCAUUGAGCCUCCAGAGACCCCUUUGGUUCCUUUCUCCUCCUGCACAUGUGGAAUCGGAGCCACUUGGUGAAGUUUCCGUCCUCCCCCUUCUCUGUUUUUAUGGAACUGCCCGCCCGUCCCCUUGGUGGGGGAAGCGGGGCCUGGACAGAGGCAAGCGGCCGCCCAGGAGCUAUGGACCAGACCUUCUUCAGGGAAGCCUCACACCCUUUGGGACAGGGCUCCCAUGGGGGCCUCCCUUUCAGAGACCUAAGACAGAAGUUCUGUCACGAGAAUCUUUUUUGGAUUGAUUAAACGUUUUCUGUGGUGUAAAGUGACUUAUUAAAUCCACAGACACACACGGAGUGACUUCUUAGAGGAUACAUAUAAGAAUUUGUUGUCAUGAAUUACAUUUCCACCCAGAUGUCGUUGUUGGCAGUGAACAAGGGCACGGUUUUUAUACAUGUACAUGCAGGCGUGGGCACACACAGCUCUCUAUAUGUGUGUGUGUGUGCAUAUAUACAUAUAUAUGUGUGUGUGUGUGUGUGUGCGCGCGUGUGUGUGUGUGCGCGUGUGUGCGUGUGUGCACAGAGAAAGCUCUGCUGCGCUCGAGCCUCAAGGGGACACCAAUGGGGCAUUCGCCGUGCCCUGGGGCACUGGGUCACCUCGGUGGAGCCAACUAGGGAAGCGAGCGACAUGCGGACCCCCGGGGGCCCUUCUCGGUUUCCUUUCCACAGACCUCUCCCUAACCUCUCCCAUUUUUUAGUCGUCUCUUCCUAAACCAAUGCAUGUAUCAUAGCAGCAGAAGUCUCUGUGCUUUCUGAUCAAGUGAUGUACCACGUGUAAAUACAUUUUUUCUAUUUUCUA
Messenger RNA from Dromiciops gliroides (monito del monte), 2179 nucleotides. RefSeq names its product signal peptide peptidase like 3 (gene SPPL3). Gene Ontology annotation, cellular component: cytoplasmic side of endoplasmic reticulum membrane; lumenal side of endoplasmic reticulum membrane; Golgi-associated vesicle membrane. Bases 51 to 1205 code for a protein of 384 amino acids. Gene Ontology annotation, molecular function: aspartic endopeptidase activity, intramembrane cleaving. Gene Ontology annotation, biological process: membrane protein proteolysis. The transcript has 11 exons. The record is from RefSeq and is a predicted model, not a curated record. NCBI's taxonomy places the organism in Eukaryota, Metazoa, Chordata, Mammalia, Microbiotheria, Microbiotheriidae.